Molecule: messenger RNA, 8339 nt
Organism: Oncorhynchus tshawytscha (Chinook salmon)
Lineage: Eukaryota; Metazoa; Chordata; Actinopteri; Salmoniformes; Salmonidae
Product: N-acetylaspartate synthetase-like
Exons: 3
Coding region: 115-963 (282 amino acids)
Cellular component (GO): mitochondrial membrane
Molecular function (GO): L-aspartate N-acetyltransferase activity
Source: RefSeq, a predicted model, not a curated record
AAACGCUCAGGGUUGCAGCAGAAACACUCCCCGUCUUUUUUCUUUCCAUAUUUAUAAACGCAUCAUAUCCCAUUUAUAUUAUUUCUGAGGUUACAGUUCUUUGAGGCCAGUUGCAUGCAUUGUUCGUCUCCAAAAAUGGUUUGCGAGACUAAAAUUGUUGCGGAUGAACACGAUGCCAUACAAGGGACCAAAAAAGAUUCUAUUAUCGUUUCCUCCUCGCAAAUGUGGACUUCUUCCACACCGGCACCGAAUCCGAUCGAGGAAAAUGAUGUGAGGAAAGAUACGGUUUUUAUCCGUGAGUUUGAGCGCACGGACCAUGUGGAAGUGCGUCGCAUCUUUUACGAGGGGAUCAUGGAGAGAAUCCCCAACACCGCAUUCAGAGGCAUAUUACAGCAAAGUCAAACCCAAUUCUUAUAUGUUCUUCUGACACUAAUGUGCUUUGUUGUGAGCAAAUCCCUCACGCUGACCAGCUGUGCGCCGUUCGUUCUCAUGGCCGCGCGCUACUUCUACAGCAGCAAAGUUAUCCACAACUAUCUGGCCUGCGCGCUCCGAACUGACAUGGCGGACAUCGAGGAGUAUUACAUGAAACCCACAGGCUCGUGUUUCUGGGUGGCAGUGCUGGAGGGUCAGGUGGUCGGCAUCGUGGCUGCGCAGGGCCGGGAGGACGAUAACACGGUGGAGCUGCGCCGCAUGUCGGUGGACUCGCGCUUCCGCGGCAAGGGCAUCGCCAAGGUGCUGGGGCGCCGCGUGCUGGAGUUCGCCGUGCACAACAACUACGCCGCCGUUGUCCUGGGAACCACCGCCGUCAAAAUGGCCGCCCACAAGCUGUACGAGUCACUGGGCUUCCGGCGGACGGGCGGGAGCGAGGACUACAUGCUGCCUGGCAUGAGCGGCUCGCCGCUAGAGAGGCUCUUCUUUCAGAUCCGUUACCAGCGUUACCGCCUGCAGCUCCGCGAGGAGUGAGGGGUUAGAGAGGGAGAGAGGGAUGGAAAGAGAGAGCAACGACACCUCCUCCUCGAAGCAGAGCCCCUCGCCCGACGAGCCUCGACCAAGUCCCCGAUCAAUCUUAUACUCCUCUGACAACUUUAUUUUGUAUCAGUUACUUCUUCUUACUACUUACCGCUACUAUGUCUAUUCAUUAUUUCUAAGUCAUUAACUUAUGGGUUUUUGUUUUACAUUUUAGAUUUAGUGUUUUACCCCCCCCCGCCUUUGAGUAAAUUAUUUUGUUUUGCCUAUUUUCCCGUCCUUUCCUGUUGUAAGAAAAAAGAAUCCCUAACAUAUAUCACCGUCCCAAGCCUAUUCAAAUGACAUCAUCAAUUGAGUGUUCCCGUUGCUUUUGAUAGAAAUUUGAUUGCAAUCAGUUUUUCGAUCACCAUGACAAAAUCCCCCCCAUCCUUCCUUCCACCCUCCCUUUACUAAAAUCCCCUCCCACCCCCUUCAGAACACCAAUCAGAGGCUUAAUCAGGAGGGUGGCGUGUUCCGUAACAUUCAGAUAGAAAUAUAUCACGUAGAACAGUCAUUGUCCUUUGCCAUGGAAAACAGGCAUUCGUGUCCGCCCUAUACAUGGCAUUUCUAUCUGAAUAGUUUCUAUCUCAAACGCACCCUGUCUCUCGUUAGCCCGCCUAAGCCCUCUCCAUUGUCACAACAACGUUUGUGCCCAAAAAGACCUGGACAAAAAGACAAAGUAGGUUGGCAUUUCUCCAGCUCAGCCCAUAUUGAAGCACAGCAAGGGUCAUCAAGUGUACUGUACCAGCCCUGUGGAGAGACAGGAGGAACAGGCAGGACAUGUACUGUGGACACACACUGUGGAUCCUGCAUAGGCAGGAAAACAAACACAAACAGGCUUGCGUCCCAAAUGGCACCCUAUUCCCUAUAUAUUGCACUACUUUUAACAAAGGCCCAUAGGGCUCUAGUCAAAAGUAGUACACGGUGUAAGAAAAAGGGUGUAAUUUUAGAUGCAGACACAGUGCAUUUUCUGUUUCCUAAACCCUCCUGCUUUCUGCUUUCACUAUUUCCUCCAUCUUUGGUCACGUUCUCUUCCCCUCAUUCAACACAGUGUCAGAAUCUAAUUCUAUGAUUCCAUUCCACCUGCAUGGGAACUAUGAAGAGGGUCUCUCUGAUUGGUUGGGAAGACGAGAGGGUAGUUCAGGCCAGGGGUACGUACCCAUGCAGGGUGAAUACUGUGUCAAUGUUAAUCAUAUUACUAAUUUAAUCAUGGGUUUUUCUAAUGAGUAAAUUAUCUAAUCUAAUGAAACAUUGAGUGUUACUGAGUUUUAUGUGUAAUUAUCAAUGUUUUACUAAUUGAAUCAAGAUAAAUUUGAACAUUUUGAAUAUGUUUGGUAUUUGAUUGAGAAAUUAGAGAUGUUAUUAUUAUUCACAACAUUUGAUGGAAGCAUUGCUACUUUGUAGUAUGCACAUUUUAUGGAUACUCCUACAUGUACAUAGUAACCGCAAUCUAAUAUAUAUUUAAACCAGGUAACUGGGGGAAACUACUUGGGUAGACCUAAUACAUUAUUCAAAAUAUUUGCGGACUUACAGUACAUAGCUGGCUUAACAAAAUGUAUCUAAGCACAAAUGUUUCAGUUUGAAUUUAGACACAAUACUAUAUCCAAUUUACAGGUAUAUUUAUAUCCUUCUGUGUAUGUAUUAAUGUGUAUACAGUUGGAAUACUCUGUACAGUAUGUAGCUGACAAACCCAAAAGACGUCCCUCUCCCUCCCCUUCAUAAAGAUAACCACUCUCUCCAUUUCCAUCCUCCUAUCAGAGACAGAACCAGCAGAGGGAGAGAUACAACUUCUAUGAGCCCAAGAGUUUGUCAUACUUGUACAAAAAUCCAGAAAUUAAAUGUUUAAAAAAAAAAGUUGACAAAAAGAUGUCAUGAAUUGUGCUGAUCCUCCUUGCCUUGACUUCUACUCCCCCUUCUGACCCCCCAUUCAUAAAUCUGACUGCAACCCUGGGCCAGACCCCCCACCCCUCCCCUCUCUUCUACCCACUCCCCACCCCAUCUCUGCAUGCGCCACAGUCUUGCUGCGCUGCUUUUAUUCCAUUUGAGCUUGUAACACAACCACCCCCCCCCAAAAAAAAUAAACCUGCCCCUAUUGUGAUGUCAUCAAAGCAGUCUGGCCCCUCCCUGCAACGAUGGUGGAGGAUGCAUAGGUGUGUGUGUUAAGUUUGUGUUUGUGUGUGUUGAGUGUCUGGUUGAGUGUUUGUGUGUGUUGAGUGUCUGGUUGAGUGUUUGUGUGUUGAGCGUGUAUGUGUGUGUUGAGUGUGUAUCUGUGUGUGUGUGUGUGUGUGUGUGUGUGUGUGUGUGUGUGGUUGUGUGUGGAGGUAGGGUAGAUGAAGAGGUGCAUUAAACCCACUCACCGCAGCGCAGCACUGCCUUGAUGACAUCAAGCCUGCCAAUUGUAAAAUGCAAAAGCAAUGCAAGUGUGGCAUGCCUCUGUUCCUGGUGUGUGCGUAUAUACGUACGGUGCCUGCCCUGGAAAAAUAAUCGGAAAACGACAUUUAAAAAAAUAUCUAUUUUUUAGCUGAACAUAUAAACAAAAAUGUGUGUUUCUUUGUCAAGAGAAAAAAAAAACUUUUUUUUUUUGCAUGAGAAGUGUCUUUGAAUGAAAAUGUCUUAUAGGAUACAUUGUACCACAUGGCAAGCAGUGGAGAUAAAACGUUUCAUUUUUGCAUUAAGUUGAUAUUAUCAAUGGACUCUUUUUAUCAAGGGAGUGGUGAUAUCAUGCACAGUGAGAAGAAUCCUAUGGAGAUGUGACAAGGUCAUAGUUUGUCCUUGGGUCGUUUUGACAAACGUCAAAUAAAGCAGUGAGAUCAUGUUGAUGUAUCAGAUGUUGGGUCAUUCGACUAACUGUCUGCUGUAUUAUCAGAGGACUUCUCACUGUUCUGACACUCCCCUCUUCCUCAUUCAACCAUGUGAAUUGAGAUGUGGAGGGCACAAAAAAAUGAACCAGUUAGCCCAGAUUUUUUCUCCUUCUCCAAUUUGACCUGGUCAAAAGUAGUGCACUAUAUAGGGAAUAGGGUGCCAUUCGGAAUAGUGUCAAAUUUGGGACGUACUAAAUGAUCUAAAUUAUGAUCAAUCCCCCCCAUCUGAAAAUUUCAGAACAGACCUGGGUAUAGUAUUUUGGUGUGGAUCCACCAGAAUGUAGGAGGCAGAGGUUAAAUGGUGAGGCUAUAAGAGCGUACUUACUAAGAAGGUAUGCCAGAGGCUGGUGGGAGGAGCUGUAGGAGGACAGGCUCAUUGUAAUGGCUGGAAUGGAGUAGAUGAAACGGAGUCAAACGUGUGGUUCCCAUAUGUUUGAUACCGUUCCAAUAAUUCCAUUCCAGACAUUACAAUGAGCCCUUCCUCCUUAGCUCCUCCCACCAGCCUCCUCUGGUGUUCACUACAAGUGUACACUACAUAGUAAUGUAGUAAGUGGACUCAUGUCUGCUAAAAGAUGAAUGUGAAGUCUUAUCAAACUGAGCCAUGAAUGCUGCUGUCGCCAUUUCAAUAAUAAUAUACCCUCUCGUUAAGCAUUGUGGGUGAUCUCAGCCUAGGCUACUAUUUGUGUUCUUGAUAAAUGACGUAAUAGUAUACCAAGACUCCGCAAAAGCCUUAUGUACUGUAAUAAUUACAUGCUGACAUUCAAAUAUCCCACCAACAAUCUAUAUGGCUUAAGGUAGCUAAUUAUUAAUUUCCUGUUUUAAGUUGUUAGAGAGGAACAGACAAACUACACUGUUAUGUCACUAGCCUACAAUGCAUUUUACUGUAUUCUGUUUCGUAAAAGGGUCAAGCCUGUGUUUAUAUGGGGAAUGCUAUGCUAUGCCCUGUUCGGUCUGGUCUUAGUACUUCUUGAUUCUGGUAAAGCAUACUCAGUAUUAGAAAGUAGAAGAAAUACUGUAUGCAACCACCACCACUAGUGUGAUUCUCUAACUUAAUAAUACUAUUCCAUACCAUUCCACUGAACCUCUGCUGAUGUACAAUUCAAGAGAAAAUGUUUUUUUUUUCUUUCUUCUUUUCUUUUGGUUCUGAGAAAAUAGGGAAAUAUUGUUAGUGUUGACUUGGGAACAUUGGAGAAUGUUCAUGUAUUGUUAUCUGCAAAGGGUUUCAGACAUGUGUGCUGCAUCAGAACUAAACGCCUCUCUCAUUGGAGCGCUCCUUUAUCGAGUGCUUUCCAAUCCAAAAACUAUCAUCCGAUCACCUAAAUUGUGGUGAAGAAACCAUGCAGGCUCACAAAAUACUCAAUUCAUACUUUAUCGUAGUCCCUCCCACCUGGAAAUACAAGUAUGAGACAAGAAUCCCUCAACGUCUGUCACCCAGAUGUCAAGUUGAACACGCACACUAUUGUAGAAGUAUAGAUAUCAAAACCGCACAAAUAGUAUUCCUGUGAGUAUAGGUGUUUUGUCCUGGGCGAGUGCAGAUUUCAAAGGCCGUGGAGUUAGUUAAUAGCAGACAUGAAUGUAUAUGGGUGCCGUUACUAAGGGUCUUUGUUGCGAGAAAUUGUUAAAACAUUUUUUUUCUUUUAAGACAGAAAGGAUUAAGACAAAAAUAACAAAAAGCAGCUAAUGGUUCUUCUAUUGCUGAGAAAACCACAACAUUUGAUGAUUAAGAGUGACUGUGUACAUAGCUAUAUCUAUUACUGUUGUUUUGAUUUACAGUUUUUUUAUAUAUAUAUAUAUAUAUAUAUAUAUAUAUAUAUAUAUAUAUAUAUAUAUAUAUAUAUAUAUAUAUAAUUUCUGUUGAUUUCAUCAAUGCUAAAAUAAUGGACAUUGGAACUGUCUGUCUGAGAAGAUGGCUGUCUUUGGAAUGUUCCACCAAACGUGUGGGGGAGGGGGCAUGUCACUGUGGCAGUUUACCUGGGGGGACGGGACAAAAUGGACUCUCCCUCUCUCUGUACUCCUCUGGUGAAUUUAUCACUCUUCUGUGGCUAACAGGAUGACUAACUCUCCACUGUGGCCACAGGUACCAAGAACGCAGAAGCACUUGUAGCACAAUUGUCUUUUUUUUCUUUGAGUAUGGAUUUUUUCUCUCCUCCUAGCCAAUAUCUACAACCUCUUGCUCAUAUACCGUAUGUAUCAUAAGCUUAUAUACAAGACAACGUUAUAUAAAGAAAUGCAUUACUAUGACCCGUGGCUAUUUGUUGAAGUUUGACAUUUGCCAAAGGUGAAAGUUUUGUUGCAUUUUUCUCUCAAACUGCUAUGUUGUGUUCAAGAAGUGUCAACAAAAUCCCGUAUUUAUCGGUAUCAUUUUGGAAACCCUGCUCACGUGCCAUCUAAUCAAGCAAUAAAAACAAACAAACAAUGAGAUAACGAAAUACAAUCGUAUAAAUUAUUUUAUUAGUACGAAAUGCUGCAUUGUUGUUAUCUCAUAUGCUGGUGACGGAGGUUCGGGCGCUGUGACGUUAUCACCGUUGGCAUGGCAACACAUCACCACUGACGAUAUGUUGAGGCCUGAAUAAGAGGUGUGAUUGUAUAAUGAUUAUUUUUGUAUUUUUCUUUAUAAGAGGUUUCAAAUGUUUUUUUGUUUCAUUUUUUUACAUUUUUUUUUAAAACUUGAAGAUGAAUUCUACUGGUGUACCACUUGCAUUGUUUGUACAGGUGUUAUUGGGGGUAUUGGGGGGAGAAAAGUCCUUCCCAGCAGAGAGGUGAAAGAUGGCAGAGUUUCUGAAAGUGGUCUCUGUUAUCUAUCAGUCAUGAGCUUUAUUUAUCAGUCUAAAUCUUGCUUCUGAUUCUCUAGUAGUCAGGAGGAGUAUCCCAGUAACUCAACUACAGCCAGGGGUUUGUCACUACUACUGAAAAUAAAAAUCAGUUAGCCCAUAACAAAGUUUAAAACGCAAGCUGAAAAAAAACUCUAUGAAAAUCUUGUGUGAUUUCCAUGAAAGCGAUUCAACGUUUAUUUUAUAUAUACUAUCAACAAUUUAAUAAAGUUGUAAAGUGUAUUUUACUGUAAAUAGCAUCCACAGGGUAUUUUUUAUGAUCAUUUUGUAACAGAAAUACCUUAAUAUAACUUUUUUUUUACAAAGUUUACAAAAUCACACAAAAAAAAUAUAUAUCCAAACCUGAGAUUCAAUUGUAAUGAUCUUUUCAACUCUCUCACUAAACUCACCAAGCCAGAGACCGUUGGUUCAUUUUCAACUUCUUUCAGAGACCACUGCCAUCUUUCCCAGGAUCAAGGUGCUGUGUGGUUUAACCUCAGUAGUCAGAGAGAAAAGCCUACUGUUGUCCUGUUCUGAUGGAGAGGGAGUGGCCUGUCAAUGGCUGGAGAGCACCCAACACUGUAGCACAGCACUUAGUGGAUGUGUCCAAAAUGGAACUUUAUUCCCUGGCACUACUUUUGACCAUGGCUCAUAGGGGUACGGUCAAAAGUACUGCACUGAAUAGGGUGUCAUUUCAGACUCAGCCAGUGUAUUAGCUAGCCCUAGAAGUGUGCAGCAGCAACAUAUUCUCUCCACUUUCAGAUCCUGAGCUGUGAUGGCUGUCUGUUGCUAGGAAACCAACCCACACAAAGCGCAGCAGGGAAAUGAUAUGCAGCCACACUGAGGGAGUGAGGAGGCAGGCAGGUCAACCAGCCGGGCCGCCCCUGAGGGAGAGGGGGAGGAGUGUGGGAGUGAGUGUGUGGCAAGGCUAAGGCUAUGAUUAAGAGGGGCGAGGGAACCUUGUAUGAGGAUGCCUUGGGUGCUUAAAGUAGGCCACUGGGGAAGAAAAAUGAGGUAAACAGUGACAGGGAAAAGAGAGGGUUAUUACAGAGAAGAUGGAUCAGGGUGCGAUCGCAGACAGUUGAGGGUCUGAGACUGAAGAGCAAAUGAGAAGAGGGCUAGGGGAACCCAAGGGAGACGGGUUCAAUUGGCUCAAGGCCUUAGCAAGAGGUCAGCCAAGCAGAAAAGAGGUGAAAGGUGGUCAUAAGGCAGAGGGAUUUGACCGUGGUUAAAACGCGGUUAAGGUACGGCCGGCUCGACCAGACCGCGCCUGACCUUACCUGAAUAGAGUGUAGAUGCAGUGAUGACCUGGUGUACCUUUCUGGGCUCGUAUUUACAAAGCAUCCCAGAGUAGGAAUGCUGAUCUAGGAUCAGUUGGACCUUUUAGAUCACAAUCAAUACGAUUUUAUGGACUGGGGAAACCUGAUCCUAGAUCAGCACUCCUACUUUGAGACGCUUUAUGAAUACGGACUAUUCUUUAUGUUCCUCCUUCUGACGUUCCUUUCUUUUGACUGCUGUAUUGUUACUACUGAUUAACCAUUUUUUGUUUUUUGCCGAUCAAUGGGAACACUGUAAAGCUGUAAAGAUAAAGAUUUCCUGCAUUGUGAAAGAAAAAUGGAUGUACAUAUUGUAUCAAUUAAAACGACAAUGCAUAAAGCUUUUA